UUUAUCAGUGAUAGUGAGAGAUGAUUCUUCUCUUGAUUGUAUUACUUUUUUUCAAGUAUUGAAGUUACUUUGCAGUCAUCCAGGUGUCUCUAGAUUAUGUUGCAGAUCCAUCAAUCUGCAUCCAUGGAUCAUGGAGGGUCCUUGAUGUUAAGUUCAAUUGUUACUUGAUCUCGGGCUGCAACCGGUCAAUCUGCAAGCCAAAUUCGGCAUCCACUGAACAUGGACGAUACGACAUCGGUAUCUACCGGUCCUUAUUCAGCCUCAGGGAUGGAGUAUUCAGAUACCGGUCCUUAUUCAGCCUCAGGGAUGGAGUAUUCGUCGAUUCAUAAUCAAUCCCACAAUACUUGUCAAUGGCACUUGCAACCAGAAAUGACUGAUGGAAUGACGCGUUCUCAAGCAACACAAGGCCAUUCUCUAGAAGUAGAAGCUUCGCAACAACCGAGACCGGGAGGUCAGAGACCUAGAAUGAGUAUAGAUGAGAGAAAAGCACGCAAAAGGCAGAUUGAUGCCAAACAUAGGCGGCGGAAGAAGGCUAUAUUCGACGAAAUGACUGCCCAGAACCAAUUCUUGCAAGACGAAGUCCAGAGGUUAAAAGAGGUAAUCGGACGGUUGAGUUCCGGUAACACACACUUAAAAGAGAAAACUGGACAGCCGAGCUUCGAGAACAGACACCUUCAAGGCAAGGGACAACUUCCACAAGAAAUUCUGCAGAGUCAAGACAGUUACAUUUCCCAACCAACAAUUCAGGUUGAGCAAAAUGUUUAUGUCCAGAGCCAUCAUUGUUUGGAGGAUAUCCGCGCCGAAGGAGCUGCCGAUGAGUGUGAUGGUUUGGGAAUAGAUGAGUUACUAAAUCUAUUGUCUCCUGAGAAUGAGAUGACUCGGGAUGGAAGAUUUGCUUUCAAGGUGUCUGCUACCGAGCAUCCAACGAGUUCUCAGAGUGGUUUGUGUCCCUCUGAGGUGGCUAAGAGCAAAUUGGAUAAGUUCCUUACGGAACUCGACGCAGAAGUUACGAGCUAUGCAGAUCCCUCGUACUUCGCAGGCUUAGAGGAGGAGGAGCUGGUAGGAGUUGAGAAAUUUAGAAUUCCAUCAUCUCUGGUUCCGACUGCCGAGAUGAUAAAAGAUUACUAUGGCGACAUUUCUGCAAAAAGUCUAAUAAGUCCCCGUGUUUCUGGAAUAAUCUAUAUAAUGUUCUGCGCCACGAUACGAGAGAUGGGAAGUCUACGGCUCGACCAGGUUACCGAGAGCAUAAUGCUGCAAUGGAGAUAUGUAAUCAAGGAUGCUUUACGCCUUGGUUUCAAUGUGACAUUCGCCAUGGAUCAUUUGAAGAAAAUUGCUUGUGCUUACUUUGGUCUAACAUGGCGCCAAGAGCUCCAAGACAGGUAUGCAAAGAUCUUAACUUUAGAGGCUGAAAUUAUCGAACGGAAGGAAAAACGUGCUAUGAUAUAUGAGAAGUAUCAGACGAGUUUUGAGGCCACUGAGAAGUUCACCGGAGUACCUGUCAGCACAGGUUUAUUUCCUUAGUCUUCUACGAGAUGCCGUUCUUAAUACUUGUACUGCAGAAAAAUACCAUCACAUGAAACUGUCAUACCAUUUUACCUGAUAUCUCGCUCAUUCAAACACAAUCUCUUUGUAUUGUAUUCGUAAUUGUCGAAAUAAUGCUCGUCAUUUUUUCCACUUUAAGCCUUAAAUCUUGUAUCGGCAUCGAAACCACCUCUGCGUUUUGCAUCUGUUUGAUAAUAUGCAACUCCAAGUCUCCAUUGAGCAAAGGGUUUCUCUAUCAAGUACUGAUGCUCAAGCUACCACCUACACAUUGUUGGUAGUGGCUCAAAUACUGAAGUUCUGUCCCAUAUUCCUUUUUAGCUUGUAGCACCUUCAGCAAAAUCAAUGCUCAAGCAGGGAAGAAUUUUUUUUUACUUUAGAGGAACAACAUGUGAUCCCUACUCGAGAGAAAAU
Messenger RNA from Hibiscus syriacus, 1953 nucleotides. RefSeq lists its product as uncharacterized. The transcript has 5 exons. Bases 220 to 1521 code for a protein of 433 amino acids. NCBI's taxonomy places the organism in Eukaryota, Viridiplantae, Streptophyta, Magnoliopsida, Malvales, Malvaceae. The record is from RefSeq and is a predicted model, not a curated record.